GGAACAGACAAAUGUAGCCACCCACCUCUAGGAGGAAAACUGAGCUGCAGCCCUGGUGAAACAUAAAGUUUAUUUGACUAAAGUGACGCAAAAAUUCUUAAAGAGCUCUUUGGCAGCAGAUUAUCUGGAAAUCAGACCAUGUGAGGGGGAUUGGUGUACAAAAACCUCCCCAAGAUGCUGAGUUGCCCACAGGCUGAGUUCCCAAGACUCUGAAGUAAAUGUGGGUGAAGGUUACUCGAGCUUGGAUAACUCCAAGGAAAGCGCUUCAAACCCAUCUGAAAGACAGAUGGUGUUUGUGCCUUCAAUCUGAUGGAUUUAAAUAUGGAAGAGGAAUUCUGAAAGUGCUGGGAAUAAAAGCGUGGGAAGACAAGCCACAAGGGGACUCGCUGCCGCUGUCCGUCUGCAAGUGAUCAGAACACAUCUCAGAAAAAAUGGAAAAAAAGGCAACAAGCAAUGAGACUGCGCCGCUGACUUCCAAGAAAGAUGUCUCAGACUGUAAUGAAGGAGAAGAUUGCAAAGGGAACGGACUUCUGGUCAGGAACCCUAAAUCUGCGCUACGGCUAGGGGAGGAUGGCAAUAAAGUCCAUCCCAGCCAGGGAGAUAAAGGGGAGGCAGCUCAGAUCUCAAAUGGUUAUUCAGGGGUUCAGAGUUCUGUUCCCUGUAAUGGAAUGGGAGAGGUGGAAGAUGCCCAGUCCACUGCCCCAGCAGCCACAACCACCACUACAACCACCACUUCUACCACCUGCGGAGCAGAAGGCCAGCAGCAGCUGAAAGAGCUAGAAGACAGAGAGACCUGGAGUAAAAAAAUUGACUUUCUACUCUCUGUCAUUGGAUACGCAGUGGAUCUGGGAAAUGUGUGGAGAUUUCCUUAUAUAUGCUAUCAAAACGGAGGAGGAGCAUUCCUCAUUCCUUACACAAUUAUGGCCAUCUUUGGAGGGAUUCCUCUCUUCUAUAUGGAACUAGCACUAGGACAGUACCACAGGAAUGGGUGUAUUUCAAUUUGGAGAAAAAUAUGUCCUAUAUUCAAAGGAAUUGGCUUUGCCAUCUGUAUAAUAGAUCUUUACGUAGCCUCCUACUACAACACCAUUAUGGCUUGGGCCUUUUACUACCUCGUAUCCUCCUUCACGGCGGAGCUGCCAUGGACUAGCUGCACAAAUGCUUGGAACACAGGCAACUGCACUAACUACUUCAGCAAGGACAAUGUCAGCUGGUCCCUGCACUCCAUCUCUCCCGCAGAAGAAUUUUAUACCCGCCAAGUUCUACAGGUGCACAGGUCCAAUGGGCUGGAUGACCUGGGGGGCAUUAGCUGGCAAUUGACCCUCUGUUUAUUGUUAAUCUUCACCAUUGUAUACUUCAGCAUCUGGAAAGGGGUCAAAACAUCUGGCAAGGUGGUAUGGGUGACUGCCACGUUCCCUUACAUCAUACUCUUUAUCCUGCUAGUGAGAGGUGCAACUUUGCCAGGGGCUUGGAGAGGUGUCCUCUACUAUGUGAAACCUGACUGGCAGAAACUCCUGGCCACUGAGGUUUGGGUGGAUGCAGCAGCUCAGAUUUUUUUCUCCCUUGGUCCAGGUUUUGGGGUCCUAUUGGCUUAUGCCAGCUACAACAAAUUCCAUAACAACUGCUACCAAGAUGCUCUGGUUACCAGUACCGUGAACUGUUUGACUAGUUUUGUGUCUGGAUUCGUCAUUUUCACUGUGCUGGGAUACAUGGCUGAGAUGAGGAACGAAGAUGUAUCAGAGGUUGCCAAAGAUACUGGACCCAGCCUCCUCUUCAUUACGUAUGCUGAGGCCAUUGCAAACAUGCCUGCUUCCACUUUCUUUGCCAUCAUCUUUUUCCUGAUGUUACUCACACUGGGAUUAGACAGCACGUUUGCAGGACUAGAGGGCGUGAUUACGGGAGUACUGGAUGAAUUCCCGCAUGUCUGGAGCAAACGCAGGGAAUUGUUUGUCCUUGGUCUGACCAUCAUUUGCUUUUUGGCGUCAUUAGCAACCCUGACAUUUGGAGGCGCGUAUGUGGUAAAGCUGUUUGAAGAAUAUGCCACCGGUCCCGCUGUCCUAACAGUUGUGUUUCUGGAAGCAAUUGCUGUGGCCUGGUUCUAUGGCAUCACCCAGUUUUGCAACGAUGUGAAGGAAAUGCUAGGCUUUACCCCAGGCUGGUACUGGCGAGUUUGCUGGGCAGCAAUUAGUCCCAUCUUCCUUCUGUUCGUCACUUGCAGCUUUCUGUCCAAUCCUCCUGAGCUACGGCUUUUUGAUUAUAAUUAUCCCUACUGGACCACAGUAGUGGGUUAUUGCAUAGGAACCUCUUCUAUCAUCUGUAUUCCAAUCUACAUGGUUUAUCGGUUGAUCAUCACUCCAGGAACACUUAAGGAGCGUAUUCUGAAAAGCAUUACUCCCGAAACAGCUACGGAAAUUCCUUUUGGAGACAUCCGCAUGAAUGCAGUAUAAGCGAACCUGUUUUCUGGGGGGAGAGAGGGGGAGCAUAAAACGUAACUUUCCCCAUACUCUCUCCCCCAAAGAAUUCCGUUUCCAGCUGAGACAACGAAUGGAGGAGUUUUCUGUCACUGACAACGGGCAUUUGGAAACAGGAUGCCUCCAGCACAUUUAUCCAAGCAAUUCAAUGAAAUCUACUGUGCACUUCUAACCAGACUGAAUGAACUGACUGAGAACUAAUUCAUUCUGGAAACACGAGGAUGUCUGUGUGCAUGAGAAUACCACUACUCCAUGCGUGGGCACUGGGGCCGUUUGAAAGUGUGCGUGAUCGCAUAAGCCACUAUAGGACGAGUAUCGGUGGGUAGGAUUAGGCGUAGAAUCCCAAGUCUGUGGCAGUACUCCUGCAUCUUCCUCAAUGUGAUCGUUCGUACUGGGCAAUGUCGUAUUCGCUUCUAAGGUUCUAAUUGCUUAAACUACAUUGAAAAAUACAAAAAUAUUUCUGAUAGCCACACAUUACUCAAGUAACACAGGGUUUUAUAAACUAGGAAAAAAAAUUAGUAAAUUCUUCGAUCCCUAGGUAGUGGAGUAGACAGAGGAAGAGGAAACAAUCCUCAGCAGCACUAUAUACAGCUCUGCAUAUGUUAGCACACACAUUUGGUAGCAUUAUCCUCUUUUUAAUUUCCUGCAUUUUGUAGAUGGUAACAGUCUCUAUUAAUUAUCGCAUAACAAAUACUACAAAAGCAUUUUUUGUCAUGUUGUAGGCUUCACUUUCCUUUAGAC
Molecule: messenger RNA, 3209 nt
Organism: Pygoscelis adeliae (Adelie penguin)
Lineage: Eukaryota; Metazoa; Chordata; Aves; Sphenisciformes; Spheniscidae
Gene: SLC6A4
Product: solute carrier family 6 (neurotransmitter transporter), member 4
Exons: 14
Coding region: 432-2444 (670 amino acids)
Biological process (GO): sodium ion transmembrane transport; serotonin uptake
Cellular component (GO): neuron projection; plasma membrane
Molecular function (GO): serotonin binding; serotonin:sodium:chloride symporter activity
Source: RefSeq, a predicted model, not a curated record